GAACGAGUCGAACUCCUUCCUCAUCACGCGGCGAGUUUAUCUCCUCCUCUCACUCACUAACUCUUUAUUAUCUCUCAAUAAAUAAAUCUCAUUAUCUUUUCUCUCAUUUUACUCUCUCGUUUCUCUCUAGAUCGCAAAUCCAUCUACUUCUUCGUUUAUAAGAAAUGGAAACGUUCCUAUUCACAUCUGAAUCAGUCAACGAAGGCCACCCCGACAAACUCUGCGACCAAGUCUCCGACGCCAUCCUCGACGCAUGCUUAGAACAAGACCCCGAAAGCAAAGUCGCAUGCGAGACAUGCACCAAGACCAACAUGGUCAUGGUCUUCGGCGAGAUCACAACCUCUGCCAAAGUAGACUACGAAAAAAUCGUCAGAUCAACCUGCAGAGAGAUCGGUUUCAUCUCUGCCGACGUCGGUCUCGACGCCGACAAAUGCAAUGUCUUAGUCAACAUCGAGCAGCAGAGCCCCGACAUCGCUCAGGGAGUCCACGGUCAUUUAACCAAGAAGCCAGAAGACAUCGGAGCUGGUGAUCAGGGCCACAUGUUCGGUUACGCUACAGACGAGACUCCUGAGCUUAUGCCUUUGACUCAUGUUCUCGCCACCAAGCUUGGUGCGAAGCUUACUGAAGUGAGGAAGAACAAGACUUGUCCCUGGUUGAGACCUGAUGGGAAAACACAAGUCACUGUCGAGUACAAGAACGAUAAUGGAGCGAUGAUUCCGAUUCGUGUCCACACGGUUCUCAUCUCGACGCAACAUGAUGAGACCAUUACUAACGAUGAGAUCGCUAAGGACUUGAAGCAGCAUGUGAUCAAACCGGUUAUUCCGGCUAAGUAUCUUGACGACAAGACCAUCUUCCAUCUUAACCCAUCAGGUCGGUUUGUGAUUGGAGGGCCUCACGGUGACGCUGGACUCACGGGGAGGAAGAUCAUCAUCGACACGUAUGGUGGUUGGGGUGCUCACGGUGGAGGUGCUUUCUCAGGGAAAGAUCCGACCAAGGUUGAUAGAAGCGGUGCUUACAUUGUUAGACAAGCUGCGAAGAGUGUGGUUGCAGCGGGGCUUGCUCGUAGAUGUAUUGUUCAGGUUUCGUAUGCUAUUGGUGUGCCUGAGCCGCUCUCGGUGUUUGUUGACACGUAUAAGACUGGGACUAUUCCGGAUAAGGAUAUCCUUGUGUUGAUUAAGGAAGCUUUUGACUUUAGGCCAGGGAUGAUGGCUAUUAACUUGGACUUGAAGAGAGGUGGUAACUUUAGGUUCCAGAAAACGGCGGCGUAUGGUCAUUUUGGACGUGAGGAUCCUGAUUUCACUUGGGAGGUUAUUAAGCCACUCAAGCCAAAGGCUUAGAGAAAAUGAAAAAAAUUGGUAAUAGCAAGAACUGAGUUGUUGAAUAAUUAUUGCUGAAUAAUCCCAUACAUUUUUUGAAAUUUCUGCCUUUUAUUCUUCUUCUUAAUCUCUUGUAUUGUAAUUUUGAUUGUCAAGAAAACCAUCGUUGUGGUUUUAAACAUUGUCCUGUCAUCUUUCUUUAUUUCUUUCCAUUUUGAGCGUGAGGUUCAUCUUGUUUCAAUAUGUCAUGUUACAUGUCAACUAUCUGGAAAUGUACUAUUUGUUGUAUAGAGGAUGUGUGUAAGAUUUAUGAUUCUCUCCCUA
Eruca vesicaria subsp. sativa (arugula) is the source of this 1640-nucleotide messenger RNA. NCBI's taxonomy places the organism in Eukaryota, Viridiplantae, Streptophyta, Magnoliopsida, Brassicales, Brassicaceae. The record is from the annotation of a GenBank genome assembly.